GAACAGCCAAUAACGAAACGUUGGUAGUUCAUCACUAAUGGCACAGUUUCUCAGCAUCGCUGAUUAAACUGAGCCAGCCAGCCAGCCAGGACGGACUGAUGGAUUUAUCAUUUUCGUAUUAUUCGUAUAGGACUUCCAGUGUAAAUAUACCUAAACUGCCUAAGGAACGUACAAAACAUGUACUUUUUAUUAAGAUUUCGGUGUCGAACGAACAUCUCGAAAUGUAGGAUGUGAACUUAAAAGAUGCCCUGGCAACAAUUGACACGAUACAGCGAAGAAUUCCCUGGAGGAUCAUCCUAUACUAAAACCAAGUAUACAUUAUAUGGAUUAAUUGCUAUAACCUUGGUAUGAUACGCGGUUGCUCCAAAGUGGUCCACAUAACGCGGUAAAACUCCCCACCAAGAUUAUUAUGGCGGCUUUCAGUGAAUACAAACUCGAUCUUCUGUUCGUAUCGCUGCUCUUUAAUGUGAUGUUGAUACGUGCUUCGUAUCCGCAAUGCGAAACCAUCACCAAGAACUCUUGUAGCGGGCAAGAUGAAAUCCCCACGACUGUCAUGCCUACAAUAGCAGAGGCGGGAGAGUAUCCGUGGGAGCACAGUGAGUUAGUACACUAUCUUCACCGAAGUUGCUUCUGUGACGAACUGUGUAAAGUUCACGAUGACUGUUGUAGCGACUUUCAGGAUAAUGUUGAUACGAACGAGGGUACAAAAUCGACUGAUUCUGUCUACGGAACCCGAUUAGAGUUGUACAAGAAGCAUUUGUCUUUAUCACCUUUGACGAGUAUAUUUGGAUAUCAUACUGAUGGUGUAUCGAAAAGAGAAGCUAUCAUGGGAACAUGUUGGGUAGAGACAUGCCCCGAGUAUUUCCAAGAGGAGUCCGUGCGUAAAUUAUGCGACGACGACAGAAAUACCUACGGAGAUAAGUUUCUAUGGUGGCCGGUGAGUAAUAUGAAAACUGGUAUCACCUAUCGGAAUAUGUAUUGCGCCCUCUGCUGGGACGAUAGGGAGAUAGUGUUCUGGGAGAUUUCGGUGGGAUGUACCUUUUCCAAUGAUUACACCGGUGAGUAUUUCGACAGUCUCAUGGCCGAUCCUUUAAUGGCAGAUGAUAACGAAAAUUCCCGACCAAAGAGGUCGGAAGCAACGACUGAUUCCGGAAUCAAGCCGAGUGAUCCCGAAGCAGGCCCGAAUUCUGCCGACGUAACGCCGUCUGGUGGAACGGAUAUACUUACCAAGCUGCAGCGUUGUAAUAAGUAUCUCCUGAACCCGUUUGGAAUCAGAAAUCUUCGCAAUUUCAAACUGAAUAUAAUAUCAGUUUGUCCUGGGAACUGGACAGACACAACUGUGGCCGAAUUCUGUGGCAAUUAUACUUAUAUUAUAUACGACAAUUCAACAACCAAUCAUCUGUAUAAGAAUAUCCACUGUGCAUUGUGUAAUGGUGUACGCGAGGAGAACAUAGUAUGCAACUGGAAGCAUAUGGAUUCGAUCACGUUAUCCUUAGGAUUCGGUUCAAGUAUGCAACCAUUUUACCCGAUAACUGUGUUAUUCGAACCGCUAGGCGGACGGGUCACUGUCACAGACGGAGAAAAGGUCCAAAACGAUCCAUUACAAAACUGCGGGAAAAAUCAAAUUUUUGACUUAUUUCAACAAAAGUGUAGAAAGGUAUUCUGUCCACCGCUACAGGAAUUUAUCAAUGGGACGUGUAUUCGUAGAUUUGCGCCAAGAGUAAUGGCGUUCCGACCACUGCCGCCCAACGGCAGUGACAUUCAACCCGGGAUAAUGUGCCCGGAGGUCAAAUACGGGCCAGAGGAGUUUAAGAUUUUAGAAAAUGGUAACGUCGUCUUCAACGGUGACGCACGAGAAUUUAACGCAAGUAAUUUUCGUCUGGUGAAUGGUUCGCUUUAUUUGUGCGCCCAUCACGUGGUCAGCAAAAACGUAUCGGUCGGCAUGGUGAGGACUAUUUAUGAAUUUGAGAAUGCCGCAAUGAUCAUAUCCGCUACCGGGCAAAUCUUUUCCAUCGUCUGCCUCGCUUUGAAUUUUGUCAUCUACGCUAUUUUGCCGCCAUUGCGCAACACCCCUGGCAAGACCUUGAUGAGUUUAGUGCUGGCGCUCUUCUUAUCACAGUUGACAUUUCUGGUCGGUGCAGGCCGGACGAAUAAUUACAUCACGUGCGUCCUGGCGGCAACUUUAAUCCAUUAUUUCAUCCUAGCGUCUUUCGUGUGGAUGAACGCGCUAUCAUUGGACCUAGCUUUAGCAUUUUCCGCUACCAACCUCCACAGCACGGACGAGAAAGCAAAACGCCGGCGUUUCAUAGCUUUCAGUUUAUACGGUUGGCUCGCCCCAUUAUUGGUCGUCGGAAUUUCACUCGUGCUAGAUCUCUUUGGUGACGCCACUGGGGAGUUCCGGCCGCGUUAUGGCCGCCAUAUUUGUUGGAUUUCAAACCCGAGCGCCGUCGGCCUGUUAUUUAUUCUCCCCUUAGCCAUUCUUCUUACUAUAAACUUGGUACUGUACAUAUUCACGGCUGUAAAUAUCUACAAAGCAACAGUCGCCGCAGAUAUGGUUCGCAAAAGGGACAAAAGGAGCCUACUCAUAUAUAUCAAGUUAUCAGUUAUAAUGGGUGGGACCUGGAUCUUCGCCUUCGUGUGGAUCAUAACAAAAAGUUCUGUUGUGCAGUACACGUUUAUCAUUCUCAACAGCCUACAAGGCGCUUUUAUAUUCUUCUCUUUCGUGUUCAGGAGAAAAGUAUAUUACAUGUUAAGACAAUACUACGGUCCAGAUCGAAAGAGGAGUACCUCGUCCACAGGCAAGGCGGCAGCAUAUUCUUACACCACGGAUGGUAUAAAUAAUAGACUAUACACGGUAAAUCCGCAGCCUACAGGGAUUCAUCCCAGUGUCAUGGGUACCGGGAGGCCGACUGCCCUUUGACUGUUGUGCAGUUUACCAAGAAUUCGGGACCAAAUGAAUGUCAAUAUUGUAUGUUGUGAAGGAAAUAGUAAAGAACUUUCCUAUCCGA
Molecule: messenger RNA, 3008 nt
Organism: Lineus longissimus
Lineage: Eukaryota; Metazoa; Nemertea; Pilidiophora; Heteronemertea; Lineidae
Exons: 3
Coding region: 410-2920 (836 amino acids)
Biological process (GO): cell surface receptor signaling pathway; G protein-coupled receptor signaling pathway
Cellular component (GO): membrane
Molecular function (GO): G protein-coupled receptor activity
Source: RefSeq, a predicted model, not a curated record